Molecule: messenger RNA, 1758 nt
Organism: Hemibagrus wyckioides
Lineage: Eukaryota; Metazoa; Chordata; Actinopteri; Siluriformes; Bagridae
Gene: eef1a1l2
Product: eukaryotic translation elongation factor 1 alpha 1, like 2
Exons: 8
Coding region: 171-1559 (462 amino acids)
Biological process (GO): translational elongation; translation
Molecular function (GO): GTP binding; GTPase activity; translation elongation factor activity
Source: RefSeq, a predicted model, not a curated record
UGCCUACCAAUGGUGCCCCUGUUUUAUCCGUAUCAUAGAUCAAGUGUCCAGGCUCUAGAACCCUCCCCAACUGGAGCAGUAUAAAUUUCGGUGGUCAGUGUGACUCGGCCCUUUUUAUCCGGCUUUUCUUUGGGGUGUUCAGGCUUUGCCAGGAUUUGUAAAUCGCCAACAUGGGUAAAGAAAAAACCCACAUCAACAUCGUGGUUAUUGGUCAUGUCGACUCCGGCAAAUCCACCACCACCGGUCAUCUGAUCUACAAAUGCGGAGGAAUCGACAAGAGAACCAUUGAGAAAUUUGAGAAGGAAGCAGCUGAGAUGGGCAAAGGCUCCUUCAAAUAUGCCUGGGUGUUGGACAAACUGAAGGCUGAGCGUGAGCGUGGCAUCACAAUUGAUAUCUCUCUUUGGAAGUUUGAGACUGCCAAGUACUACAUCACCAUCAUUGAUGCCCCUGGACACAGAGAUUUUAUCAAGAACAUGAUCACUGGUACCUCUCAGGCUGACUGUGCUGUGCUGAUUGUUGCUGCUGGUGUGGGUGAGUUUGAGGCUGGUAUAUCUAAGAACGGUCAGACCCGUGAGCACGCCCUCCUGGCCUUCACCCUGGGAGUGAAGCAGCUCAUCGUUGGAGUCAACAAGAUGGACUCCACCGAGCCUCCAUACAGCCAGCCUCGCUUUGAGGAGAUCACCAAGGAAGUCAGUGCCUACAUCAAGAAGAUUGGCUACAACCCUGCUGCCGUCGCUUUCGUCCCAAUUUCUGGCUGGCACGGAGACAACAUGCUGGAGCCCAGCACAAACAUGUCAUGGUUCAAGGGAUGGAAGAUUGAGCGCAAAGAAGGUGCUGCCAAUGGAACAACUCUGUUGGAGGCCUUGGACUCCAUCCUGCCCCCCUCCCGCCCCACUGACAAACCUCUCCGUCUUCCCCUGCAGGACGUCUACAAAAUUGGAGGUAUUGGAACUGUACCUGUGGGCCGUGUUGAAACUGGUAUGCUUAAGCCUGGCAUGAUUGUGACCUUUGCCCCUGUCAAUGUGACCACUGAGGUCAAGUCUGUUGAAAUGCACCAUGAAUCUUUGGCUGAGGCCUUGCCUGGUGACAACGUUGGCUUUAACGUGAAGAACGUGUCAGUGAAAGACAUCCGUCGUGGUAACGUUGCUGGAGACAGCAAGAACGACCCACCCCAGGAGGCUGGCAACUUCACUGCACAGGUCAUCAUCCUGAACCACCCUGGUCAGAUCUCUCAGGGCUAUGCUCCUGUGCUGGACUGCCACACUGCUCACAUUGCCUGCAAGUUUGCUGAGCUUAAGGAGAAGAUUGACCGUCGUUCUGGUAAGAAGCUUGAGGACAACCCCAAGAACCUGAAGUCUGGAGAUGCUGCCAUCAUCCUCAUGAUCCCUGGAAAACCUAUGUGUGUGGAAAGCUUCUCCCAGUACCCACCACUGGGUCGUUUUGCCGUGCGUGACAUGAGGCAGACUGUUGCCGUUGGCGUAAUCAAAGCUGUUGACAAGAAAGCUGCUACUGGUGGCAAGGUGACCAAGUCUGCUCAGAAGGCCGCUAAGACCAAAUGAACGCCUCCAUCUGAUAUCCAAGCCAUGUGUAGAGGGUCCCAUCCUGCAAUGUCUCAGUGUCUCCUGAACUUGCUUCUUAAGGACUGGCUUAUGCUGAUAAAAACCCAUCGCAAAAGUUUCCGCAGGAAAGGAGAUUAUCAUCUUUUUUAAAGCACCUUAGGAGAGAAUGAUAACAAAAAAUAAAAAACAUAAGAAAUUG